Molecule: messenger RNA, 2016 nt
Organism: Pyrenophora tritici-repentis Pt-1C-BFP
Lineage: Eukaryota; Fungi; Ascomycota; Dothideomycetes; Pleosporales; Pleosporaceae
Source: RefSeq, a predicted model, not a curated record
AUGCGCUCGUUGAUUGCUGCUCUCCUCGCAUGCACGCCAUUGGCGAAUGCGCUCUUCAUUGAUGGCAGCGUCAUCGCACCUUGCGACUCACCCAUCUACUGCUAUGGUGACUUGCUUCGUGAGAUUGAGCUCGCCAGGCCGUUUGCGGACUCCAAGACACCGACAACACGUCCACUAGAUGAGGUCCUCGCAGCCUUCGCCAACCUCUCCAGGCCCAUCGAGAACAAUACAGCGCUAAACGACUUCCUCUCCACUUACUUUGGUCAGGCAGGUUCGGAGUUGGAAGAAGUGCCCACAGAUCAGCUCCAGACUCAGCCAGACUUCCUCGAUAAUGUCAACUCUUCAGUCGUCCAGGAUUUCACUCGCCAAGUCAUCGAUAUCUGGCCGGAACUUACGCGCCGCUACGUCGGAGCUGGAAAUUGCUCUGGCUGCGUCAACUCCUUUAUUCCUGUGAAUAGGACUUUCGUUGUGGCUGGUGGACGAUUCAGAGAGCCUUAUUACUGGGAUUCCUUCUGGAUCAUCGAAGGUCUUCUCCGGACGCAGGGAUCAUUUACCCAAAUCGCUGAGAACAUCAUUGAAAAUUUCCUCGAUCUAGUUGAAGACAUUGGAUUUGUUCCCAACGGGGCCCGACGUUACUACGAGAACCGAUCACAGCCCCCGCUGCUCACCCAGAUGGUCCGUAUCUACGUGGAGUACACCCAGAACUACACCCUGCUGGAACGAGCUCUGCCAAUCCUAGAGCAGGAGUAUGAAUUUUGGGUGAACAACCGUACCGUGACGCUCGAACGUGCGGGUAUGAACUACUCUCUGAGCCACUACGCAGUAUCGAACACUCAGCCUAGACCGGAGUCUUACUACGAAGACUAUGUGACUGCAAACAACGCGACCUACUUCAACGCCGAAGGCAAAGAGUUCAACGCUACACAGCCUCUUACUGAGUCCGAGAUGGCCACGCUCUACUCAAAUUUAGCGUCAGGUGCUGAGGGUGGUCACGACUACACAGCUCGCUGGCUCGCUAACCCUUCGGAUGCCGUCACGGACACGUUCUUUCCCCUUCGCUCACUGAACACCAUCGAAAUCAUUCCAGUUGAUCUUAAUUCGAUCCUGUACCACAACGAGAUCAUCAUUGGCGAGUUCUACCGUCAUCAGGGAAACUACAGCGUUGCACGGCAGUGGGCUGAACGUGCUGCAAAGCGUAGCGAAGCCAUGACUGCACUGCUUUGGUCGUCUGAGCACUAUAGCUACUUUGACUACAACCUUACUUCCAGUAGUCAAAAUGUCUACACUCUCGCAGACAACACGAGUACACCUCUUGCACUGCAGGGGGCACCACCUGGUAAGCAGGUCUGGUUCCAGGUCUCGCAAUUCUACCCAUUUUGGACGGGUGCUGCACCGGAUAGCAUCAAGAACGACCCCAAAGCGAUGCGACGUGUCUACGCGCGUGUAGAGGAGCUCUUGGGCUCGCGUGCCGGUGGUAUCGCAGCGACGAAUCUCGAGACUGGCCAGCAAUGGGACGAGCCGAAUGUGUGGCCACCGCUGCAGUACAUACUCAUGGAGGGCCUGCUCAACACUCCCCUUGAAGUUAGCGAAGAAGACGACGAACAGACAACCCAGGACUAUGUAUGGACACAAGACCUAGCUCUCCGACUCGCGCAACGCUACCUCGACUCUCUAUACUGCACAUGGCGCGUCACCGGCGGCGCCACCGAGGAAGUUUCGCAACUCCCUGGUUCCCAGGGCAACGGGACGAUCUUCGAGAAGUAUGCAGAUGAGAGUACGAAUGCGGCUGGUGGAGGCGGAGAGUAUGAAGUUGUUGAGGGCUUCGGUUGGUCAAAUGGUGUGUUGAUUUGGGCUGUUGAUCAGUUCGGACAGAAGUUGACGACACCGCAAUGCGGCAACAUCACGGCUGCAAAUAUCGGAGGCGGCAGUGCCAAGAGGAAGAGGAGCGCGGUGGAGCUGAGUAAGAGAGAUGCUCAGUGGAUUAAGAAGACAGCUUCUAGCCGGUUGAGGUAUUAG